AAAAUGCGGUCAGGUUAGGGUAAGUUAAAAUUACAAUCAAGAGAUCUGUCAUCUGUCAAAUUACUUGAACGUCAUUACGAUAAAAAUGACAGUUUCCUUUCAAACGCAGCUCUUAAACGUUUUAGAGAAUAAAACCAAGCAUCUUGCAGUUAAAAAGACAUUCGCGCGUCCAUUAAUACAACUUGCAGUGAAAGCGAUAGAAUUGGAACACAUAGAAGAAGGUGUACUAGAGCGAAUAAGUAAGAAAUAUAACAUAUCUGAGGAGCUUGUGGAUGAAUUCUAUGCUGCUAUUCUCACAAUUUUGAAAACCCAUCUACGUUUACAAUGCCAUGAUAUGAAGCCUGCAGAAUUCAAGCAAUGUUUGGAGGAAUUAAAAUUGACUCCAGAUUGUAUAGAAGAUUUAUCCUCAGUGAUUUAUGGUCCAAAGCGACCAGAUCUAUUAGCAGGUUUAAUUCAAAGUACAAAGUUUAACCCACAAUUGAUCUCUUGCAGAUGGCGUGUAGAUAUUACAAUCUCCUCCAAUAUAAUAAACAGAGUGCUAGAGCCAAAUAUUGUGAUGGAAUGGAUUUUCAACACAGGUGAAUGUGUAAUAUUCGAAUUGUCUUUGGCAAAGUUUCACCAACUGAGACAUACUAUAGCUACCAUUCUCGUCGAAUUACAAGCUUUGGAACGGCAUAGUAUUUUCAAAGCUGUCCAAUCCAGCUAACAAUAAUUACAGCAACACAUUUUUGAAAGAAUUUAGAAAUUAAAACUAUCUGCAAUUCAUAAUUUU
Molecule: messenger RNA, 772 nt
Organism: Nylanderia fulva
Lineage: Eukaryota; Metazoa; Arthropoda; Insecta; Hymenoptera; Formicidae
Product: COMM domain-containing protein 5
Cellular component (GO): nucleus
Source: RefSeq, a predicted model, not a curated record